Messenger RNA from Triplophysa rosa, 1682 nucleotides. It is a transcript of the gene hmces, whose product is annotated as 5-hydroxymethylcytosine binding, ES cell specific. Gene Ontology annotation, biological process: DNA damage response. The record is from RefSeq and is a predicted model, not a curated record. The transcript is spliced from 5 exons. NCBI's taxonomy places the organism in Eukaryota, Metazoa, Chordata, Actinopteri, Cypriniformes, Nemacheilidae. Gene Ontology annotation, molecular function: single-stranded DNA binding. The coding region runs from base 284 to 1426 and encodes 380 amino acids.
AAUAACGUCGAUUAACAGCUAGUUACGUUUAAAAUACAUUUUGAGGUAGCAUUUGUCAGCGUUUAACCUCUAACUUGGUUAUUUCAUUUGAAAACACUUCGCCUUAUGGGGAGGAGGAAGGACGUCGUCAUGUAACCCCUGUCUGCUGAAUGAACUAAACAAUUGUUGCAUUUAAGUGUCUGCGGUUAACUGUUAGGGUUUUUUUGAAGGCUAAAGUCACGAAGAGAUCAAUAAACGCAGCUUCUGGUGUAUUUUUGACGUCAAGCAGUUUUGGCGCGCCAGCAUGUGUGGGAGAACGGCGUGCACGCUGGCGCCGGAAGAGCUCAGUCGCGCUUCUCGGUAUCGGGACCGGAGAGGAGAGCAACGUCGACCCCGGUGGAAGGAUGGAGACUCUGACAAAUACAGACCCUCAUACAACAAGAGUCCUCAGUCCUUCAGCCCUGUCCUGCUGUCCAACAGACACUUCAUCAAGGAUGCCCCUGUAGAUGAGUGUGUAUUGGCAGCUAUGCGCUGGGGCCUUGUCCCGGCUUGGUUCAAAGAAAAUGAUCCCAACAAAAUGCAGUACAGCACCUCUAACUGCCGCAGUGAGAGUCUUCUAGAAAAGAAGUCUUACAAGGAUCCUCUUCUGAAAGGACAGCGCUGCGUUAUUCUAGCUGAUGGCUUUUAUGAAUGGCGACGACAAGAGAAAGAGAAACAGCCCUUUUUCAUUUAUUUCCCACAAAGCCAAGGAGGAAAAGUGCCUAGUCAACAACACAGCACAAAAGAGGAGAAAUCUCAAAGUCUGGAGGUUGAGCAACGUGUGACAUUUGGGCUUAAAAGUGCAUUUGUUCACUCAUUCCGAUCAUCAUUUUUUUUCCUUUGCCUAUUGCAUCUACAGAGUGAUCAAGACAGUGAAUGGACAGGGUGGCGUUUGCUAACAAUGGCCGGACUCUUUGACAGUUGGACUCCUCCUGGUGGUGGAGAGGCUCUCUACACAUACACAGUUAUUACUGUAGAUGCAUCACCAAAUAUUCAAUGCAUCCAUGACAGGAUGCCUGCUGUGCUGGAUGGAGAGGAAGAAGUAAGACGGUGGUUGGACUUUGGAGAGGUGAAGUCACUGGAAGCCAUGAAAUUACUUCAGUCAAAGUCUUGCCUGAGCUUUCAUCCCGUCUCGUCAUUGGUUAACAAUUCCCGCAACAAUUCUCUAGAAUGUUUGCAGCCUGUAGAUCCUACGAUUAAGAAGACCCCUCAACCUUCAGCCAGUAGUAAAAUGAUGAUGAGCUGGCUGAAGACUGCCUCGCCCACCAAGAGGAAGGAUCCUGAUGAAGAUACUGCUGCUAAAGGACCUGAAGGAAAGCUUGAAUCAGAAAAGCAGACCAAGCCAUCUGGGCCUCUCCAGCAAUGGCUGCUGGGUACAGGUUCCACUAAGAAACCAAGGACUUUGUAAUAAAAACAAAAGUAUUUGUGGAUUGUCACAUCCUUUCUUAUAUACAUUGGGCGAGCUUUCUUUUUAUUCAAUUGAAGAUGUUGAAUGAUAAAUGUCAUUACAAAGUAUUCAGUGUGAACACUUCAGAAUACUUUUAAUGUCGUUCCUUUCAUGAUUUUAUACAAUGCAAUAAAUAUUCACAGUUAGUUUUAGUGGCUAGAGCUUGUUCAUUUCAAAGUUUUAGUUGAUAUUGACUUUGCAUGUAUAACAUAAACAU